This is a messenger RNA of Penicillium lagena, 636 nucleotides long. Its product is annotated as zinc-finger domain-containing protein. Bases 1 to 636 code for a protein of 211 amino acids. Gene Ontology annotation, biological process: mitochondrial electron transport, NADH to ubiquinone. NCBI's taxonomy places the organism in Eukaryota, Fungi, Ascomycota, Eurotiomycetes, Eurotiales, Aspergillaceae. The transcript has 3 exons. The record is from RefSeq and is a predicted model, not a curated record.
AUGAUGUCCUGCGGUCGCAGACUCACUACUCUGGCUGCUGCGGCCCGUCCGCGCUUCGUCCGGGGCUAUACCUCCACCAUCCCUCGCCUGUCCGAGAAUGCCAUGCAGCCGAAUGACCCGACCCCCCGGACGCCCAAGCCCAAUGUCUCCGCCACCAAUGCCACGCCGGUCGACUCGAUGGGACAGGGAGACUACUCUCUGCAGGAAGAUCCCGAGGUCGGCGAGCGCAUCCGAAGCAUGCAGGCACCCAACCGGGCCACUACGUGGGCUGCCAGCCAGCAGCCGCGCGAGAAGGCCAUGACGGGCCCUCGCUUUGAGCAGACCAUCAUGUCCGCCCAGCCCCAACCCAUGGCCGCCAUCGAACUCAUCCACAAGCAACCCGUGCGCUGGACAAAGUCCAAGGUUGUCAGCUGCGACGGCGGCGGUGGUCCCCUGGGUCACCCCAAGAUCUUCAUCAACACCGACAAGCCCGAUAUUGCGACCUGCGGGUACUGCGGCGUUCCUUUUGCCCAGGAGCAGCACCGCGCCUACCUUGAGUCUCUGCCCGCUACCAGCUACCCGCUCGAACCGACCGGCGAUGCGGCGGAGGUGAACGAAGCCCAGCGGGUCACGGAGGGAUCAUUGGAGCAGCGAUAG